This is a messenger RNA of Perognathus longimembris pacificus (Pacific pocket mouse), 1664 nucleotides long. It is a transcript of the gene Mfap4, whose product is annotated as microfibril associated protein 4. The coding region runs from base 79 to 849 and encodes 256 amino acids. The record is from RefSeq and is a predicted model, not a curated record. NCBI's taxonomy places the organism in Eukaryota, Metazoa, Chordata, Mammalia, Rodentia, Heteromyidae. Gene Ontology annotation, biological process: elastic fiber assembly. The transcript is spliced from 6 exons.
CACAGGCCGAGCACAUAACUCUGGGCAGCUGCCGUCUGAGGCCCGCAGACACCCAGCAGCUCUGAGCAAACUGCCAUCAUGAAGGCCCUCCUGGUCCUGCCACUGCUGCUGCUGCUUCUCUCAACUCCUCUUUGCGCCCCUCAGGCUUCUGGGAUCCGGGGAGAUGCAUUGGAGAAGUCUUGCCUCCAGCAGCCUCUGGACUGUGAUGACAUCUACGCCCAGGGCUACCAGGCAGACGGUGUAUACCUCAUCUACCCGUCUGGCCCCAGCGUGCCGGUGCCUGUCUUCUGUGACAUGACCACCGAGGGGGGAAAGUGGACGGUUUUCCAGAAGAGAUUCAAUGGCUCAGUGAGUUUCUUCCGGGGCUGGAACGACUACAAGCUGGGCUUUGGCAGAGCGGACGGGGAGUACUGGCUGGGGCUGCAGAACAUCCACCUCCUGACACUGAAGCAGAAGUAUGAGCUGCGAGUGGACUUGGAGGACUUCGAGAAUAGCACAGCCUACGCCAAGUACGUGGACUUCUCCAUCUCCCCCAACGCCAUCAGUGCUGAGGAGGAUGGCUACACCCUCUACGUGGCAGGCUUUGAAGACGGCGGGGCAGGAGACUCCCUGUCCUACCACAGCGGCCAGAAGUUCUCCACCUUUGACCGGGACCAGGACCUCUUUGUGCAGAACUGUGCAGCUCUCUCCUCGGGGGCCUUCUGGUUCCGCAGCUGCCACUUCGCCAACCUCAAUGGUUUUUACCUGGGUGGCUCCCACCUCUCCUAUGCCAAUGGCAUAAACUGGGCCCAGUGGAAGGGCUUCUACUAUUCCCUCAAGCGCACCGAGAUGAAAAUCCGCAGGGCCUGAGGAGCAGGGUCUCAUCCCUCUCCUGGCUGCUCUGCAUUUCCAUGAGUGCUCCCUCCUGCCCCCUCCCCCCCUCCCCCAGGCUUCUGCUGCUUCCUGAGCACCAGCUUCUCAAAAGGCCUUGGGACUCCAAGCCAAGGCUGAUCCCUAUCACACACCCAGGUGUCCAUUUCUAACACAGGCUCUGUUCUUCACUGCCUGAGGCUAGCCAGCAGCCCCCUAGGCUUCUUCUGAGACACAGCUGUGCCAGCCUGGAUAGGGCUGGGCUCCAUAAAACUGAGUUAGUUACCCAGGCCCUUUUCCAACAGAUGAAGCCAGAAGCCACCCUCCCAGGACUGGCUGUUGUAUUCCAUCUUGGCCAGCUUCCUUAUUGUGGAAGAUCACUCAGGGGCUACCAUAGACUAAGUAGGGCAAAAAAAGAAAGAAAGAAAGAAAGCACCCCUGGGGUAUACCAAGCACUAUGUGGAUAGCCAUUUUCACUCCCUAACACUCCCUCUGGCUAUCAGAAUCCCUCCCAUAGUUAGCUUCUCCCUCACCCACUAAUCCCCCUGUGGUGAGGAUCCUUAGCCAUAGCCCCACCUUAUUCCCCAGCUCCUUGCACAGCCUGUCCCAGCCCCCUAAAAAGGACAAUGGCAAAAACAGUGUUCACCACAAGCUAUUAUAUCCCCCCAAAUCAGUCAAGGGCAAGGUAAGCAUGCAAACGAGGUCCCCCACCUGCCCCCAGGGACUGGACUUGGGCUAUGCAAAAGGGCAGAGAACAAUCUGUGGGGCUGGGUGUGGGUGCGGAGUGGAGGUCUCAAUAAACCUUCAGGACCUGA